Molecule: messenger RNA, 468 nt
Organism: Sphenostylis stenocarpa
Lineage: Eukaryota; Viridiplantae; Streptophyta; Magnoliopsida; Fabales; Fabaceae
Source: the annotation of a GenBank genome assembly
AUGACAAAGAGUGAAGACGCAGUGAAGCAGCAGAUCCUGAUUUGCUAUUACGAACUUAGGAAAGAAAAGAUUCUUUAUGGCAGAGUGUGCUAUAGUGCGCUGGCCAACCACCGCGGCUGGUCCAGAGACAUAAUUGUGUCAGGGUCGUACAUGCAGUGGUCACGGCUGUACGAGCGAUGGUCACGGCUGUACAGGCGAUGGUCACGGGCUGUACAUGCGAGUGGUCACGAGGCUGUACAACCAACUUCACGUGUUCACAGCAAAGCAAAGCAAAGCUACUCUGUUGUAGGUUGGAUCUUCGCCGCGGCCAUUAACUUUGGUGUGACCUUGGUUGGUACGUUUGUUUUUGGUAUAUUGUCGGAGGAACACCCCGGGUAUGGUUACGUGUCUUCUCGUCAUGUUUUGCCAAGGAAUCGAGUCGCGGGAUUGAAGACAAGUACUUUUCAUCUGGAUAAUGCAAAAUUCUGA